UUUUUUGUUGUCAUUAAUAUUUUGGAAUCACUUUGGAAAUGCUUUAAGUAGAGGUGGAAAGACGGUCAUUUAAUAUAUAAAUAAAAAACACAAAACUAAAUUUUACAUAUAAUUUUAAUUAAAAUCAAUUGUUUAGUAUAAAACUUAAAAACAAAAGUUGUGAAAUUAUUGUUACAUGUUAACCGAACAUGUAUAAGCUUUAAUAUUAAAAAUAGACGGAAAUCAUCAAUAAUUAAAGUAAAACAAAUUGAAAACUAGACCACGCAUUUGGUCAAGCUCCCACACCCUCUAAUUUCAUCGGCAGGACACACACAAACUUAAGAAAUGCUAUCUCGCUUGCGUGAUUUCGGUACACGCCACCGAAAAAAAUUUAUUGUUACAGGAAUACUAAUAGGAGGCACGUACUUUGCUAUUAGAUAUGCACAAAACAAAUUACUAGAGUUCCAAGAACGGCAAGCGAAGGAAUACUUUGAAAAAACAAGACGUCUGCAACAUUUCGAGGCCACAGAGCGAACGUGUAAUCAAGUUAUUUUAGGAAUGGGAACGGAAUUGCUUGAUACCAUUCUGAAAGAGUGCAGUACUACGGAAUUGUUAGAACAGCUACGACAAAAUCCCAGUAAUAAGGUGGAACUCUGGGAAGAAAUGAAAAUUGUUUCUUUUACGCGUUUAACGACAAUUAUUUAUGCAACCUCAAUGCUUUCUAUCGCAUUACGAGUACAACUUAAUCUACUUGGUGGAUAUUUGUAUAGAGAUGUUACCUCAGAAAAUAUACAAAUAAAUGACGAACUUAAACAGACAUACUUAUCACUUAUCGGUCACUUCAUACAUGAUGGCGGUCUCAAGGAAUUAAUACGUGUUAUACGCUCAAAGAUAAUGGCCAUUUUAAAACCAUUGCCUUUGUCGAAACAAUUAACACUUUUAGAUAUUGAGCAACUGUUUUGGUCAAUUCAAAUGGCAGUUAAUAGUGAUUCUGACGACCCAAACACAAAAAUGAGCCAAUAUCUGCUACCACGUAAAAUAUCAGAUUUCCACAUGAAUGGACCGUUAUUAGAGAAAUUGUUCAAUGAAACAUUGGAUGUGCUUGAAACGGAAGAUGCAACAAAUAUCUGUUCGAAUAAUAUCAGUCGCGGUUUCUCACUAGCAGUCGACGCUAUUGCAGAAAAUUUAAGUGAAACCAUACAAAUAACAAAUCGCGAAACAAAGAAAGAUAUAAACGUUGAUGACGACAGUUCCCAAAAUAAUAACGCCGUGCUUAACAUCAACAAUGUACACAUUGCUCUAGCAAAAGUUAUUCCAAUUGUAAGUGGCAUAACAUCCAGAGGAUUUGAUAAUACAAAAUCGCCACAGAACCUCCCCACAUCACUUUUAACCUUCUAUGUUGUAGCUGAAAAAAUUAAAACUCUUGGAGCAAACGUUUAUGAAUCAUUUUCCUCUGUACCUGAACUCAAAAAGGUCUAACGACAAUUUGCAUCGAUAGAAAAUGCAAUUAGGGAACUAUUAAUAAAAAUUUAAAUCCGAAAAAGAAAAUAGUUUUCUCAAAUACUAAUCGUAAAGGAAUAUAAUAUGUAGGGUGUGCUAGGUAUAUGAAUUUUUAUGCAUGUAACAAAUAUUUUAGGCGAAAAUUUCGCAUUUUUACAAUGUCCACUAAAAGUAAAAACAUCAUUCCUUAAGAAUAAUGAAGUUAAUAUUGUAAGAUUUCGUAUUGUAAUGACAAAUUUAUUUUUUAUGUUUU
Molecule: messenger RNA, 1732 nt
Organism: Teleopsis dalmanni
Lineage: Eukaryota; Metazoa; Arthropoda; Insecta; Diptera; Diopsidae
Gene: Pex3
Product: peroxisomal biogenesis factor 3
Exons: 2
Coding region: 325-1458 (377 amino acids)
Biological process (GO): protein import into peroxisome membrane
Cellular component (GO): peroxisomal membrane
Molecular function (GO): protein-macromolecule adaptor activity
Source: RefSeq, a predicted model, not a curated record